This is a messenger RNA of Dermacentor silvarum, 4874 nucleotides long. Its product is annotated as sine oculis-binding protein homolog. The record is from RefSeq and is a predicted model, not a curated record. Gene Ontology annotation, biological process: animal organ development. Gene Ontology annotation, cellular component: nucleus. NCBI's taxonomy places the organism in Eukaryota, Metazoa, Arthropoda, Arachnida, Ixodida, Ixodidae.
CGCUAAAAUCGAGCGGCCCUUCCGUCGCGAUGGUGGCCAGCGCCGCUGGCGGUACCGUGUGCGUGUCGCCCCGUGUGUCCUGAGCAAGCGUGUCACCAGUGUUCUCGCAAAAGGGUGCGGUGUCUUCUCAUCGGGGUGGACGCGCGUCGUACCCCGGGAGCGCGUCCGUUCGCGUCCCAGUGAGAUGAGUGCCGGCGCCGCGGGCGACAGCAAAUCGUCACCGUCGUCCAAGCGACGCCCCAAGCACCGCCGUCCGCCGCCGCAGCCACCGCCGUCGACGACGACUACGGCGACGGUUAGAGUGAAACCGGAACCCGUGGACGACAUCAAGGACUACGCGGAGACGACGAUGAACGAGCUUCUCGGCUGGUACGGCUACGAGAAGGUGGUCGAUCGGCGGGACACGCAGGGCCUGAACCUGGGCCACUUUGCCGCGUCCAGCUCGGAGGACGAGCGCAGCGGCCAGGACUCGGCCGGCGAGCAGCGGCCGCGCCACCACCACAAGCAGCGCAAGCAGCGCCGGUCGGCUCGCCUCACGCCCCUGCACCACCAGAGACUCGCCACACCCGUGGCCGUCGCCUCCUCGGUGGGCGCGAGCGACGACGCGCUGGUCAUCGCCGCCCCGCAGCUCGGCGAGCCCGGUACCAGCCCCAGGGACGACGAUGGGGCCAACCUUCCACCCAACUGCAUCCUGUGCGCCUGGUGCCAGAAGGUGGGCAUGAAGCUGUUCACGCUCAAGACGACGAACGGUAGCAAAGCAUUCUGCUCCGAGCUGUGCUUCACGCAGUGCCGGCGCGCCUCCUUUAAGAAGAACAAGGUGUGCGACUGGUGCAAGCACGUUCGCCAUACGGUCAACUACGUCGACUUCCAGGACGGCGAGCAGCAGCUGCAGUUUUGCAGCGACAAGUGCCUCAACCAGUACAAGAUGAACAUCUUCUGCCGCGAGACGCAGGCGCACCUUCAGAUGCACCCGCACCUCCAGGACGCCGCCGCGGCCUGCAAGGUCGCCUCGGGACUCAUCACCCCUGACCUCUGGCUCCGGGACUGCAAGAGCAGCCAGCCGUCCGGUGCAAGCAACGGACAUGACGAUUCGUCGGAAAGGGAGGAUGAUCACAAAAGUCCUCCGCCUCCACCGCCAGUGCUUCCGGCGCUGCCCCCGCCACCACUGUCAUCUUCGGCGCCGCCUCAUUCGAGGCCGUCGCAGCCGUCGCCGGACUCCGGAGCCAGCGGGGACCCCGUCAACCUUUCGCAGAAACCAACGCACACCAAGCCGUCAUCCUCCAAGAGACGUCGUUCCCUGCGGUCCUCCCGAUCUUCGCAUGCGAGCAGUUCUCAAGAUGCCGGCGGCGUUGGCUCUUCGUCCUCCGGUCACAACCACCAGGCGCACACCGCACGGUCGCCCACCAGGGCCACCAGUACAACUCCGCUGAGCAGCCCCGGCGCGUCGGGGAGCUCGACGCACCAUCUCAACGGUCACCACCCGCCGCCGCCGCCGCUGCGCUGUCCGGGCAGCCCGCCUCCCCUAGCACCCGUAAUGCCGCCGCUAACACUGCCCUGCAGACCUGGGGCAGCGCUACCGGACCCGGGAGGAAGGCCGUUUCUGCCUCCUCCACAUCCAGCGUUCCACAUGUUCCCUUCAGUACCGCCGCCACCCCACUUGCGAAUGCACGGUAACACUGCCGCUGCCGCUGCAGCAGCUGCUGGCCCGUCCUCCGCAUGUACCGCCUAUGCGCGCCUUUCUGCCACCUCCGCCCCACUCCGCCGCCGGUCCUCCGGCACCGACACCCCCGACAGGGGUCGUUCCACCCAUGGGCCUACACCGGCAGCCUCCCCUUGCACUGCCGCCGGCUCCGAAUCCUCUGCUCCCCCUCCCACGGUCAUGGUGCCGUACCCCAUAUUCGUGCCCAUACCCAUUCCCAUUCCGAUCCCCAUACCACUGCCACUCAAGUCUUCAUCUACGUCCGUUCCCGCGCUACAGCCCCCUCCUCCUUCGUCGUCAUCUUCCUCGACGUCAGCGCCACCGCCACCACCGCUGCCGGCGAGGGACCAUCACCACCAUCGUCACCACCACCGCGCCGGCGGCAAAAAGGGGUCGUCGUCCGAACACCGCCACCGCCGGCACGAGAAGCGGCGGCAGCGGAGGCUGACCCCCGAGCACGAGGACAUGCGGGACUCCGUGGAUACGGAGGACGAGGGCAGCCCCGGAUCCAGGUCGUCACAUUCAUGCAGGGCGGCGGCCCGCCACGGCGCUAGCACGCUUCAGCUCAGGAUCGUCAGGAGCCCUCCAGUCCUGGACCAGGACAACAAGAGAGCUCUCGACGAAGAGGACGAGGCCGCUGGAAGGGAUGCUAAGAGAAAGUGCCCGCGGGACUAAGCUCCGGAACGCGUGAAAACGAGACUCUGCGCUGAAUUGACGCAAAUCGCAUGGUUGAAGCCUAUCUGUGAUGUGCACGUCGCAGUUCCUUCAAGCCGUCUCCACGGAACCGGUUAUCAUAGCGCGGAUGCAUCCAAAGGGGUCGCGCGAGUGAACCUUGUUAAAACGAAACUCCAAGUGCUUGAUGCCGACCGCGGAGUUCAAGUCUUGCUGUGGUGUGCACGGGUUAGUUCCUUGAUGCCGUGUUGUGCAGUACCGGCUCUUGUGGGCCCUACGGACCAAUGGCACAGAUAUCUGCCAAGGAGCCAUGUGCAUGAAGUGCAUCGCAAAGUCGCAGGCCGGACACUUAAGAUUGCUACUUUUACACAAACUCGUAAUUGUGCUGUGCUCGUCAUACCUGGACAAAAUGCUACAACGCGGACAGUAGCGAGCUGCACGCACUAAGGAAGUGUUAUAAUUGUUGAUGGCCCAUCCGGUGUCGAGAUCUUUACGUUGCAAAUUUAUUGUUGCACGCGAACGUUUAUUAGUAUUAUUAUUAUAUGUCAUUUAUUUCGCAGUCACCGUCAUCUUAAAGAAAAGUUAGUCGCCUAUAUAGAGAGGUGUGUUUGUUUCCUGACUCGAUGCUAGUGCGCUGGAGAACUGGCUGAAAGUGAUCUCUGUAAUAUGACUUCUGCCAUCGCAAGUGUGAAGAACUUUCUUAAUGCCAUGAACUGGGCGUGGUGAAUACCAGGCUUCGCCACGAGCCUUAGAUGUCCGAGUGGUGUCGUUGAGUCAGUGCAUGAUUAACGAGCAAAUAAUAUUAAAGAAUACCAAAGCGAUUUUCUCCAUGAUCAUCUGUAAGGUAUGUCGGCAUGAGUUAUAAGUGUAAAAACUGCCAGCUUCGUUGAUCACAAAGGUGUGCUUUUACACUCGUGUGCUUUCUUACGUUUGAGGCACAUUUUCUUUUAACAUCAGCGCUUCUGUCCACGCCUUAUCUGUCUGCUUGAAACAGUGCCACAUACGUGGGCCGGCAUGAAAUGCUAAAUUUCCUCUCGCUCGCAAAAUGCUAAUGUUGUUUAUUUGUUUAUUCAAAACUGUGUAAAUUGGCGUGCGCACUUCUGUUUGCUAAAUGUUGGUCGGUGAAAUUGGCGAGGUUGUGUUCUCCGCUAUACACAUCGCGUUGAAAAAGCAUCUGCUGAUCAUUAACGUACUUGAUGCACUUGCUUUUAGUCCCGCCGAACAUGACUUUGCAGAAAGUACAUGACAUAACGACUUUGGUCACAGCUAAUGUGAUAUGGUUAGGACAACGACAGCCUAGGUUCUUGCGAACUAUAUGUGUUGCGAAUGUGGGCCCAGUGGGCCUUGGUGUGUUGCCAACCGCAAUAUUGUCUCCGAACGAGAGUGGCAGCUCAGUUGCGUUAUGUUCGCGUAAUCAUAAUUUGCUGCAAAAUGUUAUCCGGCGAUGAAGGCUGAUUUGGUGCAACGCUUCAGCCAGCGAGUAAGGUGUCCCGUUCACUGCAGUGGCAAGGCAGCAGCAUGAUCGAUUUGUUUCUCUUUUUUUUUCCACAUCUGCUACACCUUCUGAAACAGUUCACACGGUAACAAACAGCCAUAAGCUUCACUAGACGCCAUGCCAUGACAGAGCCGAUCAGUCGAAGACAGUCAUGCAAUGUUUCAGACGUUCUCGCAUGCAAGCACGACCACGAACGACCACAAACCUUGCUGUUUGCGUUUUGCGAGAUCAGCGUGGUGUUUUGUCACUGCAAACUUGCCGUUGAGCCGGCUUCGAGUGUUGCUGCGCGAGCAAUAGCACAACACUCGACUGCGGCGAAAUCGUGACGAUAUUGUCGCACUUGCACACUGCGUGAAUUUUUUUUUUUUUCUUCGCCUGCGCCCAGCCAUAGCGCAGGCGUCUUUGCGAGUGCCAUGAAUCCUGUCGCGUAGGUUGACAGUGGUGGGCCCAGGGAACACGUCAACGCUAUACAGUCCCACUGUAAGCCGAAUGCCGAUUAGAUUGUAUACGAAAGCUAUUCUAUUGUCAAACGGCGCAGUCGGGAACAAAUUGUUCCCACAGCACCAUUACGCAAGGAUGAGUGCUUACAUGCGAAAUAUAUAAUCGCCUAAUCUUUAGUGUAUACUAGGUUAUCCUUUAUCUCAUCGUUCAUUUUCGAAAAAACACAAUUACGCGGAUAGAUUCGGCUACAAAACACGGAUCGCGCCUGCCAACCACUACGUUAAAUGGGGAAAAAAAGCGUCUUUAACGUAAGAACCGUUCAAAUUCGGUACAACGUUAUUCCCUAUUUAUGUAACACAAAAUUUUGUGCCAAGAGUGAUGUACUGACGUAGAUUCGAAAUCGCGACAUCAUGGCGCGCUUUCUGAUCGCACACUGUUUUCUGCGCCCACCAUUGCCCGCCCAUGCACAAGCAGCUAUUAUUUUCCUUUGUACAUAGAUGUACAGCACCAUAUGUGCAUUGGUGCUGACACUGCAAUCCUGAUUAUAUAUAAACUUUGUUCAAAGCA